AUGACGCUUACAAGUGACACAGUAGAAGACGUAAAUGUUCCCUCUAGUACGUUUUGGAGCAACACUUUGAAGCCCGAACUUUUCGAUGUCGUGGAAGAGAAAGCACCGGACCCACAGUACAAACCCGACGAGACAAGGAUAACGAUAUCAACAUCGAAGCGGUCCCAGCGUGAUUUCCAGAAGCGCUUUAGUGGACUUAAUAUUGAUUGGAAUCUCGUGGAAAAUAAGCUGCAGUCUUGGAGCAACCAGGGUAACAGUCUCACCGUUGAAAUCUGCUUUAUCUACGAGGGGGCUCGGCUCGAUACCACAAAUAAACUUGCCGCACGAGACAAGCUCAUAGCUCAGCAAGAAGCCUCCGGCGUGCGCCCUGUUUGGAAGGACGUCUACGAAGUCUUCGAGUGCUCCAGUGCCGUUUGCCCGAACUGGGGAUUCUCCUGCUGGCGGGACUUAUGUGACAAGAAGCAUAUCAAAUUAGAUUCUGAUACCAUGGAGAAGCUCGUUGAUUUUGCAGAGGAAGGCAAUAAGCUUGAGAUGCAUGACGACGAUAGAGGGAGUGCGGACUCGGCUGGAUCGGCUGGAAACCCACAGAAAGCUGUUUGUCGGGCUGGCCCAGCUGGGCUGAAGUUCCCAAUGCCCAUGGAUGAGGCUCUAAAAUUGUACUCUGAUUGGCUUUGUAGUCAGAUUACCGUUGAUAAGGGCUAUCAUCUUGGACGGAUGUAUGAAGCGCAGGCUGUGGACGCUAAGAUGCUAGUUACAUGUGGAGUAUUGCUGGGCAUUGCUCUCCAAUUUUUGGGAGCGAAAUAG
Molecule: messenger RNA, 804 nt
Organism: Trichoderma virens Gv29-8
Lineage: Eukaryota; Fungi; Ascomycota; Sordariomycetes; Hypocreales; Hypocreaceae
Exons: 5
Coding region: 1-804 (267 amino acids)
Source: RefSeq, a predicted model, not a curated record